Acipenser ruthenus (sterlet) is the source of this 4998-nucleotide messenger RNA. RefSeq names its product transmembrane protein 179-like. NCBI's taxonomy places the organism in Eukaryota, Metazoa, Chordata, Actinopteri, Acipenseriformes, Acipenseridae. The coding region runs from base 67 to 765 and encodes 232 amino acids. The transcript is spliced from 4 exons. The record is from RefSeq and is a predicted model, not a curated record.
UAUGCGUCAGUGUGUCAGUGCACACUGCGCAACUGCCGUUUCUCUAGGCUGAAAAAGAGAAUAAAAAUGGCUCUCGAUAAUUUUCUCUUUGCCCAGUGUAUACUUUAUUUUUUGGCUUUUCUCUUUGGGUUUAUCGCCGUAGUUCCGUUAUCUGAAAACGGUGAUGAUUUCCAAGGGAAAUGUCUGCUAUUUACUCGGGGGAUGUGGCAGAACGAGAACAUCACAGUGGAGAAACAGAGGUUUAUUGUAGAGGAAUGGGGGCCAGAAUCUGCUUGUCGUUUCAGCACUUUCGUUGGGAUAGUGUCCCUCAUUGUAUCUGCAGUACAGGCGUGGAGAAUACUAUUCUACCUCUGCAAGGGUCACGAUGACUCCUUCUUUUAUGCCUUCGUAAAUCUGCUGGCAAGUUCCUUUGUGGUUUUUGUCAUCUUUGUUGCCAGCACAAUUGUCAGCGUGGGAUUUAACAUGUGGUGCGAUGCCAUCACUGAAAAUGGAAGCAUGCCAAACAGCUGUGAGGAGCUGCAGGAUACUGAUUUGGAACUACAUUUGGACAACUCCUCCUUUUAUGACCAGUUUGCCAUUGCACAGUUUGGACUGUGGGCUGCCUGGCUGACGUGGCUGGGAAUCACUAUCCUUUCUUUCCUAAAAGUCUACCACAAUUACCGACAGGAAGACCUGCUGGACAGCCUGAUCCAUGAGAAGGAGCUUCUGCUGGGGAGGUCUUCCAGACGGGGAUCAGAUCUGGAUGACAAGAGUGGCAUGAUCUAAUGUCCACCUCUUUGGAGUUCCAUGUUAUUUACAUACUUCCUUGAAUUGCCUGUGGUUCUCCCUGCCAUAGUUACUUAGAUAUUUGAGCACAAUUAGGUCUAUUCCAGGCUGGUUUUGGGUGUAAUCUGAUCCUUGUGGGGUAUAUCUAUAACAUUAUAAUACCACUGAACCUCAGCAGAACCUUUAGCUGGCCACAUAAUUGCCAACAAUGGCAAGAGAUUGGGAGAACGUUGGUAAUGAUAAGGUACCAUGGUACCACACUGAUUACCAUUGUCUACUCAUUCAAACCAUUUGGAUGUAUGUCAGUAUGGAUACUAUGUUACCAUUACCCCUUAGUACAAAACCAUUGCAUUGCCAUUGUAGAUAAUUUUGUAAUACUGCCUUAUUUGAGCAUGUCUCUUCAGUGAGAGCAGCUUUCAGUAAGAUGGAACUGCUCCAUCACACCUUUGUUGCUCCGAGACAAAUGUCGCUGAAAGUACCAUGCUAAGAACUCAGUUUUCACACGGGAAUGGAUGGAAGUCAUUCUUCACUAAACAAAUUAUUUAAAAAAAAUGUUUUAAUGCCUGCGCAUGGUUUCACAGACGCUGAUUAACACUAAUCUUGGACUACCCAAUUUAACCUUUACUCACUUAUCCCUUGACUGACUCGGUCAUUGAAGAUUCAUUUUUUGAGUCACAAUUGUCAUUUCCCUCAACUUCAGGUGGUCUUCAGUAGCUUGGAGAAGCUCUCACUGCGAUUUCCCCAUAUAGGUGCUCUGGCCACAUGGGAAAACCACUUCAGCUUCCGCCUCUUUACUGCUGCUAGUAGAUGCCUGUGGGAUCUAAUUAUUGCAGUUACUUCUUUAAUAGAGCUGUUUGUUUUAUGUGCGGAAUAUGCUAUCAGUAGGAUGCUUCUGAUACAUCUGAAGUCAAAGGCUUCAAUUCUUAAUUCUCUUCUUGCUGUUAGAGUCCAGUUUUCCCAUCCGUGCAGGGCUGUUGAGAACACAAUCGUUCUAAGAAGUUUUAUCUUGGAUGUACUUGAGAUGUUCUUGUCUUUCCAGAUUCUGUCAAGUUUUGCAAGUGCUGCUAUUAUGAGGGCAAAUCUACUUUAGAUUUCUGUUUCAGAUUUCCCAUCUUUUGUGGUGGUGGCUGUGAGGUAUUUGAAUGAGUCCAUGUGUAAACUUCUUGUUCAACAUCAAAAUUUUCCAUUCCAUAGGCAGUUGCAGCAUUGUCUAGCCUUGUUGAUAGAUCUGCUAACUGUGGUCUUAUUACUCCUAUCCAGUCGAUAUUGUCUGCAAAGCUACAGAUCUUCCUACCUCCAACUGAUACUGUCCCUUCAAAGUUUGAGGGCUUCUGACAUAAAAUAAUCAAGGAAAAGGUUGAACAGGCAUGGCAACAGGAGACAUCCAUGUCUUACCUCCUGUUUUGCAGAACCAGUUACUCAGCGUGUCACCAGCAAGAUAUGCACUCUCUGCAUUGUUGUAGUUGGCUCCAAUGGUUGUUAUUAUUCUUUUGCUAAUGUUAAGCUUCUUCAUCACCAUCGAUAGUGCGUUUUGCCAUACACGAUCACAUGGUUUAUUGAAGUCUAUAAAGUUGUGAUGUAGUUCCUGUUGGUGUUAUAUGUGUUUUUCAUUCAGUAUUCUCAAGCUGAAGAUUGCUUCUUCUAGUCCUGAAAGCUGCUUUUUCUUGUAAGUAAUGCUUCUAAAUGAGGCUUAGUAGAACUUUGCUUGGGUGACUGAUUAGCUGACAGGGCGGUGGCUUUUGUACUGGUGAAGGUUCCCUUUCUUGGACAUUGGAAUCACAGUAGAUCGUGCCUAUAGGUUAGCCACCUCCCUGACUUCCAGGUAGUGUUUCAUAUUUUGUGAAGUAUCAAUGGUGACAUCUCCCCCAUUUUUCAGCAGUUCUGCAGGUAUGCUGUCUAUUCCUGCUGAUUCACCAAUUUUCGUGCUGCUUCUUCAACUUUUUCUCUGAGUAUGGACAAAUCCUUAGGUAAGUUCAUAAUCAUUGCUAAUCUGGGUCUGUGAAACCAGACCUUAAUAUAAAAAAGUGGUACAGUUUAAAAGGUGUACAUAAAUGAUAGCCAGGGUAUGAGAGUGCAUUACAUACUCUGUAUAUCAAAACAAUUUGAAACAGUUGACCAUUGAACUUAAUGCCAGCGAAGGCAAUGGAAAUGGAAGUUUGUAAACAACAAAACUCUAUAAAAAGGCAUCGUAGUUGGCUGGACCUUACGCGCAAUACAUGCCAUCCUUUCUGUGUUACAGUCUUUUGUUGUCAAACAUUUUGCAUGCUGUGUGCUUUAAUGGAAGCAAUGUUAUAUAUACAAAUUUGAGAGUGGAGUGUGUUCAUGCCUACUUCCAUUAGCAUUGCACGCACUCAUUGUUAAUUAGUUUUGUCUCAUGUAUUGCAUAGAUUUGAGCAGAUUAGUAACCUAAUGCUUUGAUAGAUUAUUGUUCUGGAUUUCAGCCUGCUUCGCUAAUGCUAUCACCUUAAACCUGUAUUUUCCAACUAGGUGAUGUCCUAUAACAUUCUUAAAAACAUGUAGAUAAGGAAGAGAUAGAGAUGGUUGUGUACAAUUGUGUGCGGCUUACUUAAAGCAGUGUUAUAGGAGGCUGUGUAGUCCAGUGGUUAAAGAAAAGGGCUUAUAACCAGAAGGUCCCCAGUUCAAAUCCCACCUCAGCCACUGACUCAUUGUGUGACCCUGAGCAAGUCACUUAACCUCCUUGUGCUCCGUCUUUCGGGUGAGAUGUAGUUGUAAGUGACUCUGCAGCUGAUGCACAGUUCACACACCCUAGUCUCUGUAAGUCGCCUUGGAUAAAGGCGUCUGCUAAAUAAACAAAUAAUAAUAAUAAAGUGUUACUAACUUGUAAUAUAUAAAUAUUUUAACAGUCUCUUCUAAUUGCUUUAAUAUUAGUGUAUUCAGCCAAAUGAUUAGGAUUGUUUCACAAAAAAGGAAACUCAUCUUGAAUCUGGCUUUCCUAGCGUGUUGAUGUCCAAGUGGCUUUCAAAGCACAUUCGUCAGAUGCUUCCACUUCCUUCUUGUGCAUACUAACAAUGGAGACAUGCCAACAAUCCUUGAAUUAUUACGUUUCAUUUAUUUUGUGGUAUUUUUUUUUAUUAGACAUCGUACAUCUAACCCAACUUUCCAUAAGCCUCAAUGCUCUUCCCUUGACUCGAGGCACCAGGUCUUUAGCCUAUUAUUAUUAAUUUCUUAGCAGACGCCCUUAUCCAGGGUGACUUACAAUUGUAUUGCAUUAUUUUUUAUAUAUAAUUACCCAUUUAUACAGUUUUUACUGGAGCAAUCUAGGUAAAGUACAUUGCUCAAGGGUACAGCAGCAGUGUCCUCCACCUAGGAUUGAACCCACAACCCUGUGGUCAAGAACCACUACUCCACACUGCUGCAGGCUACAUUCCAAAAAGAAUCCUUUAAAGGAUUCACACUUCUCUACUAGACCAUUAUGUACUGCAUGAAUGAUGUUUUCCUGAGAUUCCUUGAAUCACUUCAGAGCUCAAUUUACUGUUCACUCAGGAGUUAUACAGACUCUUCAGACACCAUUAGCCUUUCUCUAACCCUAUCUUUUAAAAUAAGAAUAAAAAAAAAAAUGUAAAGGCACUUCUAUUAAAAGUGACAAUUGUGUAGAUUGUAAUAAGAUGCACAAGUAUGCACUUUAAAAGACCAAUAGACCUUGUUAAACUUGCUGCGGAUUUUAUGUUUUUAGUGUAGGUACUGAAGUGUUCUUUCAAUGUGUACAGUACUUUUAUCCAUGGGAACAGCUUUUGCAUUGUAUUGCUUAAACCUAUAUAAAAGCAAGGCUUCCAGAUAUUGUGCUGUUAACAGUAUUAAUUGCAACUCAGUAUGGAAAGAUAAUUUGUAAUGGAUUAUUAAAAGUGUUUUGUGUCUUCUUAUUGCUCUCUAAUUAAAAGCAUAGAUAUGAAUUGGCAUAAUAUGUCAGUGUUCUGGUUCAGACCUUACUGUCUCCCCAGGUCUACCACACACAUACUAUUAUGGGGGCUGUACUGGGAAGCAGUCUGUUAUUUCAAGGCUCAUCAGUAAAAAUGUUUUGCUUGUUUAUUAUUAACAUGGGACCAAAUAUUCGAAUGUCUUGCGUGUGUCGCAAGGGGAGUUAAAUAAAAUGUUGUUCCUGUUAUUAAGCAGUAGUAUAAUAGGAAGCAGUGGUAUUUAAAAAUAACAGAAGCCAGUUUUCACUUCAUGAAGUAGGCUACAAUAUUUGUUUUCAUUAAAAACUUGUUGACGCUU